Molecule: messenger RNA, 2068 nt
Organism: Spea bombifrons (plains spadefoot toad)
Lineage: Eukaryota; Metazoa; Chordata; Amphibia; Anura; Pelobatidae
Gene: ADAD1
Product: adenosine deaminase domain containing 1
Exons: 12
Coding region: 77-1837 (586 amino acids)
Biological process (GO): adenosine to inosine editing; RNA processing
Cellular component (GO): nucleolus; cytoplasm
Molecular function (GO): double-stranded RNA adenosine deaminase activity; double-stranded RNA binding; tRNA-specific adenosine deaminase activity
Source: RefSeq, a predicted model, not a curated record
UGAAGAGCGGCGGCUGCUGAGGAGCGCGUCUGGUGUUGGGUAACGGGAGGCGAGCGAGAUCUCGUAUGCAGGAAAAAUGGCGAGCCUUGGUGGUUGGAGUCAAAAUUCAAAUGUUCCCAGUUUUGCCCAGAUGUUAAAGAGGAACCUACCUGCUCAAAAACCAAGUGCAGCGGUGAGCAGAGCUCCAGUCCAGAGUUCAUCUGCAGUACACAGUGAAAAAAAUGAGGGAGCAGCUAAAGUCACCCCAGUGACAGGUAACUUUCCAGAACCGUUCUUAUCUAAAGUUAUCCUUCCCCAGCCAGUUGUCUCUUUGACACCUAAAAAAGUCUCCAAAGAGUUCAUUGUGAAAUGCAGACGAGGUGAACUGAAUCCAGUCUCUGCUCUACACCAGUUUGUGCAAAUGCAGCGCAUGGAACUGGAAUUGAAGGAGACUGUUACUACAGCAAAUGUUUUUGGUGCAUAUUUUGCUUUCUGUGCUGUUGUCGAUGGUAUUGAAUACAAGACUGGAAUGGGACAAAGCAAAAAGGAGGCAAAGGCCAAUGCUUGCAAACUAGCGCUUGAUGAACUUCUCCUGUACGAAGAGUCUGAUCACGCAGUUCCACUUACUGAAAAUAAAAGUGCGUGUUCUGUAGGAGGUCCUCCUCUUAUUCCUGUGGAACCUACAGUCUCCUCGAAUAGUACCGUAAGAACACGAACUGACAGACGUUCCUUUGUUCACGAAAAUAUUUCCUCUACAAUUAAGGAAAUGUUUAGUAACUUGUUGUCUAAGUACCCAGAGUAUGAAAACUGUAGCAGUUCACUUGCUGCUUUUGUAAUGGAAAAAGGAGGGCAGCUUUGGGAAGUUGUUGGUAUAGGCACAGGAGAGAAUAACUAUGGGCAGGGUAUGCCGAACAACGGAAGAAUUAUUCAUGACUCCCACGCCAUUGUGACUGCAAGACGAUCCUUGCUAAGGUACUUUUACAGGCAACUCCUCCUUUUCUACAGUAACAAUUCCAGCAUGAUGGAAAAAUCUAUUUUUUGCACCGAACCAGCAACCAGCCUCCUUGCCCUAAAACAGAACUUAAACCUUUACCUGUAUAUGAACCAGCUACCUAAAGGAGCUGCCCAGACCAGUCCGCAGCUGUGUCUUAGUCCGCAUUCCCUCUCGGCACAUGAAGCUAAUGAUAACUUAAGUCUUCAUAUCUCUGUGGAAGGAAGGAACCACCCGGCGGCAUACUACCCACGUGAGAUUUCUAACCACAUGAGCAGCAUGUCCGGCACGGACAAGCUAACCCGGUGGCAAGUGCUGGGUGUGCAGGGGGCACUUCUGAGCAUUUUCAUACAGCCAGUCUACAUAACCAGCAUUAUUGUUGGGAAUGGCAGUUGUACAAAUACCAGGGGGCUGGAAAUCGCUAUAAAGCAACGCAUCGAUGAUGGCUUAACCUCACGACUGCCUAUGUUUUACUUAGUGAAUAGGCCUUACAUAAGCAUCGUCCCAGCCACUCACCCUGUCCACGCGGUGGUAGGCAAUCGGAACCUGAGUCUGAACUGGUCACAGUGUGAUUGCUCUUUGGAAAUUGUGGAUGCAUUAAGAGGAAAGAUAACUGAAAGCUCACCAUUUAAAAGCGGCGCAUCCAUGGCGAGUCGUCUUUGUAAAGCUGCAAUGUUAAGUCGCUUUAACCUGCUUAUAAAGGAAGCCAAACGAGAAGAUUUGAAUCUGGGGCUUUCAUACUAUGAGGCAAAGUGUUUGUCUGGAUCCUACCAGGAAGCAAAAUGUUUGCUGAAGUCCUAUUUUGAACAGCAGGGAUACGGAUCCUGGAUUGUGAAACCAAAUGCCAUUGAACAUUUUACAGAAUAGUUUUUUCUGCUCUCUAAAACGUUUCCGAAAAAUCAGGUUUAAUAUAUCACAAUAUAAUAAGCAACCUAGCAUAACACAAAAGCCAUCGUAUUUUUUGAAGUAUCCAGAUGAGUUUAAUCUUUGACUGUUGUCUUAUUUUUAGUUCCUUAAAGCUGAUUGCAAAAAUCACCCAUGUCAAAGCGAAUUUAAAAACCAGUAGUAAAUACUGCAUGCUGAAUAUUGUUUGAAAUU